CGGCCAUACACAAACGGCAGCUGCACCGAGCGCACGCACACACACGGACCCAUACAACGAUACACAGGUGGUCGGCUCGUGUGGGAAUUGGAAUCAGUCCGUCGUUCCCACGAUCUCAUACACCUGGGACGGGUAUAUAAGCGCGUCCUGCACCGCUAGAACGUCAUUCAGAGUUCAGCUCUCAACUCGAACACAUCUACCGCACUAACAGUCUUGUACUAUCAUUUAUAAACACGCAUCCUAAAAUAAAAUAAAAUACUUACGAUAUUAUAAUAUUAACACAAUUUAAUAUUAUAAUUUUUUGACAACGUGAUUUUGUUGUCAAUUAAAAAUAUCAGUUUUGAAGUGAGUUUGAAGUGGUGAUUUAUAAAAAUAAUAAUGGGUUACGAAAUGGUGUUCGCUAACAGUGAAGACGGUACCUUGCAACCGGUAUCCCGCACUCAUCAAUAUCGCAAAGUAAUGAAGCCGAUGUUAGAACGUAAACGUCGUGCUCGCAUCAAUAGAUGCUUGGAUGAAUUGAAGGAGUUAAUGGUUGGCGCACUACAACAUGAAGGUGAAAAUGCAGCAAAAUUGGAAAAAGCUGACAUUUUGGAAUUAACUGUCAACCACUUGCACAAACUGCGCCGUCAACAGCGACUUUCUGCCAAUCCUGUUGUGGACGCUGACAGAUUCCGCGCAGGAUUCACUCAUGCCGCUAAUGAGGUGAGCCGUUGUCUGGCUGCCACUCCUGGUGUGGAUGUGCGUCUAGGUACUGAGUUGAUGACGCACCUCGGACACCGCCUAAAUGACAUGGAUCGCGGUAUUGGCAUGUCACACAUAAUGCAACAAUCGCCAAUUGCACCCACCAAGAUCAGCAUGCAUCAGCCAAUGCAACAUCAACAACCGAUGAUGCAGCAACAUUCCGUGCCGCUGACCCCUCCCGGAUCGCCUUGCCCUUCGCCUUUGGAUUGCACCGCUACCGCCGGCGUCAUAACCUCUGAUGACAGGCCGGUAUGGAGACCGUGGUAAAUAAUCAAAACCACAAGUAAUUAAAUCAAUUUCGCUCAAGAUGGAAGUAAAGAGACGUCUGAUCAAGCUUUAAUUAGGAUUAACAAACUAUUGUGAUAUAGGAUAUAGGGACAUUGAAAUAGAAGAAACUACGAAUAAUUCGAAAUAAAAUGUCACUGCAAUUUUACUAGAAGUGAUCGUGUACCUGUCGCGAGAAUUUUUCUUGAAGUUUUGUUUUUGAAUAUGUCGCCCGUGUUGUGUUUGUGAAUGUGUAUUCUC
This is a messenger RNA of Ctenocephalides felis (cat flea), 1266 nucleotides long. RefSeq names its product enhancer of split mbeta protein-like. Lineage: Eukaryota; Metazoa; Arthropoda; Insecta; Siphonaptera; Pulicidae. Gene Ontology annotation, cellular component: nucleus. The record is from RefSeq and is a predicted model, not a curated record. Gene Ontology annotation, molecular function: protein dimerization activity; DNA-binding transcription factor activity, RNA polymerase II-specific; RNA polymerase II cis-regulatory region sequence-specific DNA binding. Bases 379 to 1008 code for a protein of 209 amino acids. Gene Ontology annotation, biological process: anterior/posterior pattern specification; regulation of neurogenesis; regulation of transcription by RNA polymerase II. The transcript has a single exon.